GCCCUCCUGUCUUGAUGUCGGUAUUGGACUGGUACAAAAUCCAAGUGAAUGUGCUUUUGAACUUUUAGGAUAGUAAUUCCCAUUUUACUAUCAAUUCUUAAAACAAGUUUAGGCUAAUGGUAGUUAUGGAUGCCACGACGUUCAGGUUAGCAUAGGGAUCGAUUUAGAGUUCAGGCUCAGGUUAGGCAGGGGUCGAUUUAGAGUUCAGGUUAAGCAUCGGGGUAAAUUUAAAGGACGAACCUGAAUCCUAAAUCGAUCCCUAUGCCUAACCCUAACCCUAAAUCGAUCCCUAUGCCUAACCUGAACCCUAAAUCGAUCCCUCAACCUAACCUAAACCCUAAUUAUUUAGCCUAAUUCACUGCAACUAUAAUAAACACAAAAGACGCUGUGGGGCAUCCCUCCUUAAUAUCAGCCGGCAUAGGGAUCGAUUUAGGGUUCAGGUUAGGCAUAGGGAUCGAUUUAGGCUUCAGGUUAGGCAUAGGUGUCAACCAAGAUUGGCGGCCAUUGAGAAAAUAGGGGCAUCCAUACUCACCAUUUACCCAAGUUUAUUUCUAUUUUUUUUUGUUACAAUUAAGGCAGUGUCUACACGUCCGGCUCGCUGGACAUAUAUCUCCCGCACUAUUUUUCCGGCGACAAAAUCACAUGACCACCGGAAGACUACUUUAUCGAGAUAUUCGUCCGGCAACCAAGUCACAUGACCGCCAUAACAAAGUGGCUCCAAAUAUUUGUCCGUCGGCCUUGUCACUUGACCGUAAAUGAUUAAAAACUAUUGUUAAUUUUAAAAUCUAUUUCUCUACCAAAUAAUUUACUAAGUAUCUUGCAAACAAAUAAUAGAAAAAAAUACUGGGUAUAUUACCACAACAAAGUGGGGGUUAAGCAAUAAUGCAUUCUAGAAGGAAGCAAUGCUGAGAGGGAGAGAUAAUACGGUAAUAAAAAAAUAGGAAUACUAAAAAAAUAAUAGUGAGGGUGAUAAAUAAUAAAGUUAAGGCAGGGAGGCCGAUAGUUCACAAAGAAAUACACCCUACAUCUUAAUGUAGGGCCGAUAUAGUGGUAGCCUAGCCUACUUCACAUGCAAUACUAAAUACUAAUCCUGAAAUACAACUUUAUUGACAUAGGUCUAUUGAAGUCUACUGGUCUUAUUUUAAUUGGUUCAUAUUUCAAACUUAGGCUUCAAGCUAGAGCUUUACAAGAUGUUUAAGCAAGAUAAGGGACUCUUUUCUUUGAAGAGUCAGAAUCAAAUAGACUACUUUGCCGGCGACCACUUGUUACAUGACAUGUCUACCACCGAAAUAAUAUCUUCCACUAGUCGUCCGGCGGGGCGGUCACUUGCCAGCCGGAAGAAUUUCUCCCACUUUUCGUCCGGUGGUCAUGUGACAUGCCCGCCUGAUGUAUAUCUCCAGCACUAUUUGUCCGAAUGUGUAGACACUUCGUACAAUUAAAUUGACAAAACCUUUUAAUUUUAAACAAAGAAUCAAAUCAUCAUAUCAUUAUCAUGUUAAUAAACAACCCAAUACUAUUAUGCCAAUACGCCAACAAUAUUUUCUAACAUAUUAAAUACUUUAAAUAGUAAUAUAAUUAUAAUAAUUAUUAAUAAUAGUAAUACUUUAACUUAAGUAAUACUAGUAAUGGGCACUAGGUCUAGUCACGCAUAAUUAGGAACUCGGCGAAAUUUCGACACCCAUGCCUACCCAUAAAAAAGUGGCUAUUCGGACCUGGGUAUCAGAAGUGAGAGGCAGCGUUAGGAUUUUAAAAAAUAUUUAAAAUAUUAUUGUUGGGUUUGUAAGACAACAUUUGGUAUCAAAUGAAAGAUAAUUGAAUGGACUUUGCGUUUGUCAACUUACUUCUUUAGUUUAACUAAAAUCCGGUACCACAAAUGACAUUCGAAAUAGAAUUUAGUCUAAAGGGACAAAGGUAUGCAUAGUGGCAACACAUUCUGUAAGACAUUUGGAACACAGAAAAUAUCCAAACUACUUGGAAGACCAGAGCUAUCAUCAAACUUCCUUAACUAAAGAGGCAUACUUUAUGAUUUCAACAAAUGGUGAGACAUCACCAGCCAGUCACUCACCAAAAAAGUCUUCUGCAAAAGUACUCUACAAUUUACAAUGCAUAACAACAUUGGAGUACAUAUUGGACAGGAACAGGCCGGCUUUAGGAAAAGGAGGUCUUGCACUGAUAACAUUUUAGUCUCAAAGCAAAUCUAAGAGCAAGCUCAUAAUGAGAGAUGCAGCUUUCUUUGUCUCUGUCCACGUCUAAAAAGCUUUUCUCAGCCUACAUUGAGAGUCACUUUGAAAGAUUUUUCAACAUCAUGGUAUUCCUUAAAAACUGGUCAGAAUUAUCAAAUCACUCUAUGAUAACUGCAUGCAGAUUUCUCCACAAUGGCCACCUUAAUAAACCUUUCAAAGUUUAGUUUGGUGUGAAGCAGAGGUGCAUUCUUUCACAGCUUCUAUUCUCACUAGUUAUUGAUUAACUUAUGCGACAUGGAAUUCAAGGGAAGGACAAGGAAUACAUUGGAUGCUGACAACAGUGCUUUAAGAUCUGCACUAAGCAAUUAAAUAGUUUUGUAGCACAUCAAGUACCCAGGUGUCCAGAACAGACAGAGAGACUUGCUAAAACCACCAUAAUAGCCUAGGAAAAUGACACCUGAAAAACAAACACACUUAUACCAGAACAAAAGAUAAGGAUAAUAAUGAUAAUAAAGCUUAUUUGAAAAUCACGCUUCAUCCCCAAAGCCUCGAAGCGCGGUACAAAGUCAUCCAUAUUAAAAGAGAAAUGAAAAAAUCUAUAUUUUACCACAUUGAAAUACAAAACGCAACAUUACAAAAGAUACAUCCGAGAAUACCCAUUCUAAGUCUUUCAUCCCUUUCAACCAUAAACAACACAGGCCACUAGGAGAUAAUAGCUAGCUGGAAAAGAUGGUAUACAAAAUCACUCCCACAGGUGUUUGCGAAAUAGAUAUGUUUUCAAAUCGGUUUUGAAAGACUCCAGUGUCUGGCUGUUUCUGAUAGCGACAGGAAGGGUGUUCCAAAUUGUUGGGCCAGCAAAUGCGAACGUGCGCCUUCCAUAAGUCUCAAGGCAAACACAUGGUAUCGAGAGUUUGCCACUAUCGGAUGAGCGGAGUUGUCUAGUGGGUACAUAAGGCGUCAUGAGCGCUUUGAGAUAGGACGGCGCCAGGUCAUGCAAGCAGUGGUAGCACAGAGUUGCAAUUUUGUACUCUAUGCGACCAUGGACCGGCAGCCAAUGCAACUCUCUCAGAAGUGUUUUAGCAUGGUCAAAUUUUCGUUUGUGAAAAACAAUGCGAGCCGCAUUAUUCUGUACUUUUUUAAUUUUAUCCAGGAGCGUAGCUGGAAGACCCACCAUGAGAGUAUUGCAGUAGUCCAUGCGUGAUAGCUCGAAUGCAGACAUCAGCCUCUUUGUUGCAUCAAACGUUAAGAAAGGAUCUGUGAAUAGAAAAUUUACCCAUAAGUCAGCUCCCCCAGAUCCAGUCAAAAGACAGAAAUGGGAUUCCAUUAUCAGUUUCCUCAAGCGCCAGUCAGCAUAUUUGACUGAAUCUUUACAUCCGUAUAGUUGUGAGAACAAGUGAUGGUAUUAAUAGAUAUAUCUUAGAUAUAAUAGAUAUUUUAAAAAGACAGAUAAAAUAAAAGCAUACAAAAUUAUAAUUUUCAUUGAGAGGUUUCCUCCCAAAUUAUAAUAUUUUGCAAUAAAUAAAAAGAUUCCGACUCAUAAUGUGCUAGUAAUCACAUCUUCUGCACAACACAGAAAGACCUUUCACAGAAUAGUAAUAAAACAUAACUUGGUAUUUAUUACCCGGUAAUCAAAUAAAAUGUUCACACUGCUUUAGUUCAAAGUAGUUACGGUACUAUAUCACAAUUAUUUCACUAAAAAUUUAAAAAAUGAGAUAAAAUGAUGUCCGUUGUCUAUGACAAUAUUCCAUUUAUAUAUUAUAUAUAUAUAUAAAUAAUAAAUAAAUAUAUAUACCAUAUUUAUCGGCGUAUAACAGGCACAGGCGUAUAACACGCACCAUUUGCGCCGCUAUGCGGUAUGUACGAUGGGUCCUUAACAUUAUAACGGCAUAUAACACGCACACAUCAUUUGCCCCCUAUUUUCAGGGAGAAAAAGUGUGUGUUAUACGCCGAUAAAUACGUUGAAUGUAUAUAUAUAUAUAUAUAUUUUAUAUAAAUAUAAAACUAUAACAAAUAAGUACCGGGCUAUCUUAAGGGAAAAGUAAGCUUUGCUAAAAUUUUUAGAGAGGCCGGAAGGCUAGGAUAAUUCAAGGGGCAUUUUUUAAUGAAGUAAUAGUCAGGGUUCAUGGUGAUAAUGGUAGGGGUAGGGAUUCUUUUUAAAUUUUGUUUGUUAUGAUUAGUAAGUAAUCUAAUUGGAAGUUGAAAAGUUUUCAGGACUAUUUAUUGCAGAAAGGACAAUCCUUACUAAAAGUAAAACAAAAAAAUAAGCCUAAUGAAAUUCUUUAAAAUUAAUUAUGUACCGUACCAAUACAUCAAAUUUUUAGUCUUUAAAUUUGUAAAAUUAACCUUUUUUCAGACUUUUCUUACAAGACCGCUGAUUAUAGCUACUAUAAGAUUUGAAAUAUGGCAGAUGAUGUACCUUCAAGUAAUACUGAUAUUCCUCGAGGUCUCAUCAACAGAACUGGAAAUCCUAUUGGGAGAGGAUCAAGGUUAACCUGGCUUUAGAUUUGUGUUGCCCCCAUUUCAAUUUGUAAACUCUGAUUCCUCCUCUUCACUUCAGUGAUGUAGAAUUAGAAUGCUUUUUUUAUUCUUUAUUUAUUUUAUUACAUGUUUUAAAGCAUGAUGGUUGAAAAAUAUUAAGCUUGACUUACUCAUCUCACGUUAUUACCAAUGACACCUGUGUUUAAAGUGAAACUGUAAAAGUGUCACGUUUCAAAACGUGCCUCGCCUCCAUGUUUAUACAUUUUCAUUUUAGUACCAGUAUUAAGAUGGGGAACCCAUGUCUAGUAAAUAUUUACUGUCAGUCUGUGCUAAAAAAAAUCUUGCAAUUAAGAAUGGGUGGGAAAAAUAAUAAUGUGUUAACUCGUUUACAUGAAAAGGCCUGUGCGCAGUUUAUAGUAAUCAAUUCACAUCACUUUACUUAAGUAAUGAAACCCAUUAAAUUAAAUUUGUUUAUUUUUAUGAACAUUCCGGACAUGGAAAUCUGGCCCUAUUUAAAAUUUUAUUUAAAAAUAAGUUAAUGUUUGUUAUUUAUUUCUAUUUUAUGUUUGCAAGAAUUGAAAGUAUUGUCACAUUCCUAACAAACAUAGCAGUUUAGAUCUCAAUUUUCCUCAGAAAUUGAGAUUGUUUUACUGCUAAUUGAACUGAAGGAAAAUAAAAAUUCACAUCAGUAUUUAUAGCAAGUCAGCUAUAAAGCUUUCAUUAUCAAUCAUUCUUCCUUUUUUCAGGCUGCCUUCUGUAAGAGGGCAUCGAGAUCUGACUCUUGGAGGUAUUCAGAGAAAGGUUUUUGUCCCCAAUUUAGCAGCAGUUAAAAAAUCAAUUGGCAAAGAUGAGUGAGUUUGCAAUGAUUUUUCCUAUUGAAAUAAAUCAUAAAGAAAUUGGUUUCUUCAGUAAAAUAUUCUGGGGACAAGGACUUCUAACCUUUUUUUUCUUGGCUUUUUCAUUAGAUUAAAGUGUCUAGAAUAUGUUACAGAUUUAUGUUAUAGUAUCAUUUAUUUGCCACACUCCCUUUUUUAAAGACAUAUUUUUAUAGUUAUUUCCCUAUCACCUCAUAUCGUUUCUGCAGUCCAAAGCCUUCUUCAUCAUCAUCCUCUCAAGUGGCGGAUAAGCAAGACAGUAAUACCAAUCGAGGUAGAGGAAAAUCAGACAGAGGCAGAGGACGUGGAAGAGGUCGCGGUGAAGAUCGAACAAUUCAACUUCAAUCUGAAUUUGCAUAUGGACCAAUGGGUGGAUCAUCAUCAGGUUCUGCAAAGUUCUGUACUAACCAACAAUAUUAUAUACAAAUAAAGGACAUUUCAUAAUAAUGUUUUUAUAAUUUUUGUUCCCAAAUAAUUAUCAUAUUAAUUUAACAAAUUUUCAUAAAAUGAAAUACUGUAUCAAGCGUAUAAUGAUUCAUAAAAACCAAAUAUAUUUUUGUAGAGUGACCAAAUUUUAAUGAUGGAAAGCUGCUUAAGACAUACAAAAAAUGAGUUUUAAGACGUUUAUGUACUAUAUUUAUCCACAGGCUGGAGCCGAAGCAGAGGAGGUGAUGGUGGAGGAGGAGGUGGGGGUGGUGGUGGAGGUGGAGGAGGAGGUAAAAGUGGUGAGACUGAUUCUACAGCAAUCAAAGCUGCCAUGAGACAUUCUAAAGGCACGGAGGAGGACAAGAAACUACUGGAAUCUCUAAUGAAGGAUAAUGUAAGUCAGAGUAAAAUUACCACAAAGAAAGGUUUUGUAGAAAAGAUAUGUGAAAGCUUACAAGGGAAAAAACUGGAAAAUCAAAUGUAGGUUUCAGCUAGAAGCCUUCAUCAGCAGUUGAGCAAGAAAAACACAGAGACUGUGAAGAUUUCAAAUUAGCUUGUUAAUAGCUGUAAUAACACGAUAGAAACAGGAAGUUUUUUGAAACAAAACGUGUUACAGGACAUAAAAGUAUUUAGGCAUUGUUUAAUAUGAAAUGCUAAAUUUUCAAAAUUUAAAAAAAAAAUUAAAAACUUAAGACAAUUUAGGACUUGAGUAUAUGGCAAUAUGGUACAAAAAAUCUGAAUUAAUUUGUUUUAAUUCUUCACUCGGUUACAUGAUAGUUACAUCUGAUGUGCAUUUGUUUUUAAUUCCAUUAGAAGGAUAUAAGACGAGAUAAAGGCUCAAACAGAAUUACUAUUUUUUUUACAUACAUUUCUUCAGCACUGCAUAAAUAGUAAAAAAAAAAAUAAUGUUUAAUAUUAAAUAUAAUUAUUUUUUUUAUCACUUGUCACAAGGCUCUUCUUUCUUGGAAAGUAUGAAUAAAUGCUGCUACAUUACCAUAGAUGCUUGCUCUAAAGGCCAUUUAUCCAUUUUCAUUAUUAAAUCCACAAUGAUCAAGGUUAAUUCAGUUCAUAAAAUAUGUUAAAUAUACCAUAAUUAAUUAUGUAUUGUGGUUUUCCACGAUCCUGGGAAGAGAGUCACUUUUAUCCCAUUAUCCCAGGAUGAGCAAAUAGCCGAGUGGGGAUUGAAACCCUACUGUCUGCUAACAUUUUAGCGACAGCCUGUAUUAAUCUAUUGUUUUGCAAAAAAAUUGCAGUUCAUCUCAGACAUGGGAUCUGGAGAUCCUCGAAUGACCCCAAUAAGGUUACCUCUUAAUAUCAACACAGGUGUUGCAAGUCAAGGCCUGAAGUCAGAAUUUAAAGGUGCAAUCCUGUUUUCAUUUUUUUCUCCCCUUAAUAAUAUUUGUAAUUAUUUUGAGUUUUUAAUGCAAUCACCAAACUUGUAAAAUGGAUAUGAAUCUACAUAUUAUUCAUGCAUGUAAAAAUUAUAUAGUCUAACAAUUUCAAGUUAUUAGUAAUGGUACCAGCUGUGCAAUUGGAGGGGGGGGGGGUGGGGGGGACAAACAGGGCUUUGAUCCCGAGGGCAAAAUCAUCAUGGGCUGUUAAAAGGGUGAAAUUAAAACAAUGCUGAAAAUCUUUUGAACAUUCAACACCUAAACUUAAAAGCAAUUUUUUCUUGCCAUUAAAAUUUGAAUCAUACUGACCAAAUCCUAGAAGUAAAUACAAUAUGUAUAGGAGUUAGCAUGAUGGUUGUUAUUAUUAUAAUGGUUGUAUGCAAUAAAUCAUUUUCAUAACACUGUUAAGUACAUUUCUUCUUUUUCUUUGACUUUUCAUCUCCCAGUUGAGCAUAGGCCAAUAACAAUUUCUUUCCCAGCCUUCAGGUCUCUAGCUAUACUCUCUAACUCUUUCCAGUCUUUGUUACACCUUUGUCGAUAUAUCUCCUCCAGGUGGUUUUUUGGGGUCUUCCUCGUCCUCUUGAUCCUUAAGGCUUCCAUACCAGUGCUUGUCUUGUUAUAUUUGUCAUGGUUUCUUUAUGGUAUGACCUAUCCAUCUCCACCUUCUUUUCUGUAUUCUUGCUCCACUGGGAUUUAUGCUGUCAUUUCCCUCGCUGUUGUAUUUGAGGUUUAGUGGAGUUAUUUGAUGUUAAGAUUUUACGCAGGCAAUUAUUCACGAAGAUUUGCAGUCUUUUCCAAUUAUUCUUGUUUGAUCUCCAGCUUUCUGAGCCAUGCAGCAGAAUAUACUUAUCAUUAGAACUAAGUAUUCUAAUUAUCGCCUUUCUCCUUAGUUGCCUAGAGCUUAAAAUAUUUUUAAUUAAGGCAAAAGCUUGUCCUGCCUUCUGUAUAAUUGUAUUGAUAUCUGCGUCUGAUCCCUCAUCCUUACAAACUAUACUCCCUAGUUAGGUAAAAUUAUCUACUGUACAUUCUGUAUAAGUCAAGAAAUUUUAGUUAUAAACUUCAUUUUAAAAAGCAAAGUGGGCUUAUCAAUGGGUCAGUGCUAGUUUAGUUUGAAUUUUGUACAUUGAAUGCGGGGUAAUGUUGCGUUACCAGUAGUGCUAUUGCACUUACCGCCAGCUGUGGGGGGGUAAGCCAGAUACCGGGUACACACACACAGAGACAAAAACAGUGAUUGAUGCAUGACUGAAAUCUGAUACCCAGUGCUGGGUCAGUGCCCUGGUGUGUCCUAAUGUGCCCUGGUGUGUCCUAAUGUGCCCUGGUGUGUUCUAAUGUGCCCUGGUGUAUCCUAAUGUGCCCUGGUGUGUCCUAAUGUGCCCUGGUGUGUCCUAAUGUGCCCUGGUGUGUCCUAAUGUGCCCUGGUGUGUUCUAAUGUGCCCUGGUGUGUCCUGGCCCAACUAUCAGCCUUCAGGGGAAACAUUUCAUCUUCCAAAUUUGUAUAAUCCCUUUAAAGAAGAAACAAUGGAAACAGGAGAACCGGAGACAAAAGUAGAGAUCAAACCGAUGUUGGGGGUGAGCUUCAGUCACAGUCGUCCUCAUGAGCGGGCAACUUCAAUAAAUGACAUACUGAGUCAAGCUGCUAAGUCAGGUAUUGAAAAGAUUUUACCUGCAUUUACAUUUACUCUUCAAUAAUUAAAUGAAUUAAAAACGUCUUUUAUCAAGUUUCAUCAUAUUCUGAAAAUUUUGAGGUCAAUUUCUCCCUUCGUAAACAGCACAAAUAAAUAAAUCAUAUAAUUUGUGUUUUAAAUAAUCAACUGAAUAUUUAGUAAAAAAAAAUUCUUUUCAGCCUACUUCUUAACACUAAGAGGUUGUUUAAUUUUCUUGAGCUUUACCGCAUUCCAACCGUUAUCUCUCUCUCUCUCUCUGCACUUGUUAAAUGUGGAUGUGUAAUUUUAAUUGACAGAAAGGGGAGAGCUCCUAUUUCUUCAAUUUCCUGAUACACUUCCUGGCUUACCAGCUUCAGCAGUCACAGAUGAUCGCACCAAGGCUUCAACCAGCAAUAGUACAGUAAACAAAGAAGAUGAGGUAGGGUAAUUAUACUCCUUGAAAUUGAAUGGCUUAAAAAGUUACCUAUUUGAAAUUAAUUGUAAGUCUUUGGCAGUGGCUCUUAAAUUGGCAUCUGCUGUCGCAACACUAAAUUUCAUCCUGCAUUUUUUUUUUUUAUUAUAAUUGUAGCCUUUUAUUGUAAUGACUUUCCUUGUCAAAGAUGAAAAUACAUGUCCAUCACAUGUAUGGUUGUCGGAAAGAAGAAACUCAAAAUAAUUUCUUGUUAAAAGGCACUUAUAGUACAUAUAUUUUUAUAAGACAAUUCAACGUUAACAUAACAUGAAGGAAGCAGUAUCAAAGUUUUGGUUUGUUUAAAAGGAUUUUGUAAUUAAUUGCAGAAUUUGUAUUCAUGCCUUUCUUUCAAAAUCCUUAGUUGGCCAAGAGAUUGGACUCCUGCCAGCUGAAAGACUGCAGCGAAGGUUACAUGGGAAAACUUAGAAUAAGAAAAUCAGGAAAAGCUGAGCUGGUGCUGGGUGACAACGUAAUGGAGGUGCUGCCAGGAAUUCCUAUCAAUUUCCACCAGGCAGGUUUUUGAUAAAAAAUGAUUACUUUUGUAGUUGAAAAUAAGUUUAAAGGUGCUUGGGAGAUCUGGAAAGAGAGAGAAAAAGAUCUACAUACAUUUUAGUUGGAAAAUAUGAGCUGCUAACAAAACUUGCCCCAUUGAUGAAAUUAUUUAAUCUGCAAGGAAACUGGGGCUCAGUAAAAAAAAAUUACCAGAUACUUUUGAAAGUUUAGUAUUACCCCACAAACUGUGGUAUAAAAUCAUGCUGUAGUGUGGGAGCUUUUGAGAGCUUUUUGAGUGCUUUUUGAAAUAGCAUUAAAUGACAUAGAAAUAUUGUUACAAGACCCCAAUAAGUAGAUAUUUUUAGAAAGGUAAAUGGAUGGGGAUAAACUUGGCUAUAUUGCCCACCCUGUACAAAAAAUGUUUGUUCAGUGACCUUGACCUUGAAGUACUCAAGGGAGAAAAAUCGUCAAAAUGUCUUGCUUUCAAGUGCUCAUAACAUCAUUAAUUUUUAUAGAUUCCAUUAAAAUGCUUAAAAAAUGUUGUAGCCAAUUGAUUUAUUUCUCAUAAAAUGUAUGGUUUGCUAAGAUUUCUUAUACAAAUAAGCCUCUGGGAGCAAUUUUUGUAAUUUUAGGUUAUUUUUUACAUAACAAAAUAACUAAUUGGGACCACAGCUAAAACCAAGUACAACAUACAAAAUCUCAGGCAAAAAAGUUAUAAUUGACAAGAAAAAAUGUAAAAAGGAACUGUGGAUUUGAUUUGGGUUGCCUAACUAUAAAAUUUAUUGUUCUUCUUGUGACUAAAAUUCAGUCAGUCCUUGCCCAACCCUUGGGCCUGGCUUGAAGUCCUGCAAUAGGCCUACUUCAGUAUCACUAGGACUAGUAUCACAUUCAUUAGAAGAAGAAUCCAAACUGAUAUCGUCAUGGGGAAUGUUAAAAUCAUCAUCAGUAUCACUUAAAUCCUCUCCUAAAAAGUGUUCAAAAAUAUUUCUAUUAGUUCUCGUACUGAAGGCCCCGGCCAUUUUAGCUUUAAAAAACAGCGAUACAAAACUCUGAUUAAAAGGGACUUAUUGAUAAGUUAUCAACAAACAGCUUGACGCGGAAGCUGAUUUAAUUAUUAAUAAAAGGAAGUGGCUAUAAUUCAAGUUAAAUAUUGGCUUGGAAGUUGCUAUCUGACCGUGUUUUUUUAUCGGCCGAUUUUUCCGGCCACCACAGUACAGAACAAAAAUAUCGGCUGAUUUUUUUGGCCGACCACAGUUCGUGGGUUAAAAAAUUCAUUGAUUUGAUUUCUAGAUGGCUAUCAUGAUCUUAAUUUUUUUAUUGAUUUUUUUUUAAACAAGGCUUAUCAACUUGUCUUCCCAUUCUUACUAUAGGAACUUGUGUCAGUGAGAACUGAUCAUAACCCUGGUCAGAUGGUCGUCCUGGGCCCGGUGAAGCAUAAACUCAUGGUGGCGCCAGACUAUAAUCACCUGCUUGGACACGACAAUAAGUUCUUGUGAUAAUGUGUGCUUCAAAAUGUAUGGAAAUUUAUUUGCUAAUCAUAGAGCUGGUCAGGAUCUGACAUUUUCAUUUUGGGACUGUCACUCAGGGCAGUGCAGACACAUUCACAGUAGUGACUGAAUCAAAUAGUAAGAUUGUUGUGCGCAAUUAAUGUUUUAAAAGGGAUAGCUUAGUCAUGUUAUUAUAUUAUAUAUGUAUAUAUGAUUGCCACAGGUCAUAUUUGAAAUGUAACAAUAAGCUAAAAUGCCGUCAUAUUCUGACACAAAAAUGUAAUUUGGAGGUAUAAGAAAUGUUUAUUGGGAAACAGAGGGAAAGAAAUAUUCAGAGCAAGGCCUGUUGGUUGAAUAGCAAAACAAAACAAUAGAACUGACGUUUAGACUGAAUGCCUUCCUUUGUGAACGCAUACGAAGGCAAAAAAACACGAAAAUUAGAAGAGAAAGAGGACUUGGCACAUGACUUGACAAGAAACAUUUAAUAACUACAGUUGAUUUAUGUAUGAAUCAGCAACCACUCUAGGAAUUUUUCUAGAUGAUGUGAGAUCCCAUUUUUGUACCCCUGGAAUAACUGGGUGGGGGGCGGGUUGUUUAAUUAGGCAUUUGGAGCUCCAUCUCACCGCCCUAAGACCCAUGCAUGAGGAUGGGAUUAGUGUCUCACGUCAAAAAUAAUUCCAUCUGAACUUGUUUUGGUAAUGUUUUUGAUUAUAGUGAAACCACUGAUUUGUUUGUUGCUGAAUUAAACUCAGAUUUUGGAUGUUAAAUUUGAAUCUGAAAUUAAAGCAAAUUUUUGAUAACUAUG
This is a messenger RNA of Lymnaea stagnalis (great pond snail), 12252 nucleotides long. NCBI's taxonomy places the organism in Eukaryota, Metazoa, Mollusca, Gastropoda, Lymnaeidae. The record is from the annotation of a GenBank genome assembly.